Ectocarpus sp. CCAP 1310/34 is the source of this 916-nucleotide messenger RNA. The record is from the annotation of a GenBank genome assembly. Lineage: Eukaryota; Phaeophyceae; Ectocarpales; Ectocarpaceae.
GUUCUCCACGGCAAUCGACUCCGCUUGGUCGAAUUACAUACAGAGGACACCACUCUCGAGAUCCUCAGCCCUAAACGCCAACAUCUACGGCCGUGCCGACUCGGGCCUGGCCGUGACUCGUUGCAGUCUUAUGCUUGUAGACCGCAUAAUCCACGUCCGCGGGAAAAAGAGGGUAGUAAGCACCGGAAGAAGCACAACCGCGGGAUACUGCUAACCUCCUGACUGUUAAAUAAGGGUACCACCAAGGAAGCUGGCAGUAAGUUGUCCUCUAUAGUUGCUGAUGAACAUCAGCUCCGCGAAAAGGGUAGAGAGCAUGCUGAAGCCAUCCAAGAACGAGCAUCAAAGCGCGGCAACCAACAGGCUGCUGCUGCUGCUGCUGCUGCUGCUGUUGCUGCUGCUGCGGGGAAGGGGAAGCGCAAGGGGGCGGGCGCAGCACUCUUCGACCCUCUAGCAUUGACUCACGAUGGCGGGACGAGAAGCGGGACUACCUCAGAGGCUUCGCGCGAGGAACAGCGCGCUGGAGUUGAUCCAGAAGGACCACGUGUUGAUGGAGCGAGUACGGGUCAUGCUGGGGGCGAGCGCUGCAGACCAGGCAGCAGCUAAGGAGGCGGCGGGUGGACCGCGUACACGACAGCGCUCGCCACAGCGGCGGAAGCGGGGGGAGCACACGUGUCCUGACCCCAACCUGUGCCACCCUGGCAACCGGUGCAAGCCCGCUGAGCCUGGUGGAGUGAGCUUUGCCGAGCGAGCCAAGAGUCUAGGCAUUCGGUACGAGACUUUCAGCGACGCACGUGUGCGGAUGCACAACACGAACCACGACAUCGCCCCCAGGAUGGCUGUGAGUGACGGGUGCUACGUGUACAACGAGCGCAAGACACGGAGUGACGUGACGAAUCCCGAGGUCAUGGUGACGUGA